GGUGAACUGGAGUAAAUGUGGCUGUAACAGCAGUGAGACACACCUGGCAAUCUGCCAGAGAGAGAUAGAAUGAGAUAGAGCGAGCGAGAGAGAGAGAGAGAGAGAUGGGGAGGUAGCGUGUAAGCAGGGUGUGGAUGGUGCAGGCACCCAGCACAGUGCAGUGUGAGGGUGGUGGGGUGAGAUGGGCGACAGGCGGGCGGCAGUGCUGGCGGGCCAGAACCGGCCCUACGCUCUUUUUGACAGCUUCGUGCAGGCGUGCACAUGCAGGGAGACCCUGCAGGCCUUCCAGCAGCUGUGCGGGGAGCUGAAGCUGCAGGCCCAGGGCGGCCUGCUUUUCUACCACACUCUGAGGAGCAGACUCCACUACUGGAGAGCCAAAGCUCUGUGGGCCAAGCUGGACAAACGAGCCAGCCAGAAAGAGUACCAGAGGGGCCAGAUCUGUGCCAACAACACAUGUCUGAUUAUAGGGGCGGGGCCGUGUGGUCUGCGUACGGCUGUUGAGCUGAGCUUUCUGGGCGCGAGGGUGGUGCUGGUAGAGAAGAGAGACGCUUUCUCCCGCAAUAACGUCCUCCAUCUCUGGCCCUUCACCAUCCAUGACCUGCGCAGCCUCGGUGCUAAGAAGUUUUAUGGAAAAUUCUGCGCUGGAGCCAUAGAUCACAUUAGUAUUCGUCAGCUGCAGCUGAUUCUGCUGAAGGUGGCUCUGCUCCUGGGUGUGGAGGUCCAUGUGAAUGUGGAGUUCAGAAACCUGCAGGAGCCUUUAGAGGAUCGAGACGAGCAGUGUAUUGGCUGGAGGGCUGAGGUCUAUCCUACAACUCACCCAAUCAGUGAACUGCAAUUUGAUGUGGUUAUUGGAGCAGAUGGCAGGAGGAACACCUUACCAGGCUUUCACAGGAAGGAGUUUCGGGGGAAGCUGGCCAUUGCCAUCACGGCAAACUUCAUCAACCGUAACACCACAGCCGAGGCCAAGGUUCAGGAGAUCAGCGGAGUGGCCUUCAUCUUCAACCAGAAGUUCUUCCAGGAGCUGCGCCAGGCCACAGGUAUAGACCUGGAGAACAUUGUCUAUUACAAAGAUGACACCCAUUACUUCGUCAUGACGGCCAAAAAACAGAGCCUGCUGGAGAAAGGAGUCAUCUUAAGUGACUACACAGACACAGAGAUGCUGCUCUCACGCAGCAACGUGGACCAGAAUGCAUUGCUGGCUUAUGCCCAGGAAGCGGCGGCCUUCUCCACCAAUCACCAGCUCCCCAACCUGGACUUCGCUAUCAACCACUACGGGCAGCCGGACGUCGCUAUGUUCGACUUCACCUGCAUGUACGCGUCGGAGAACGCGGCACUUGUGCGGCAGCGCAGGGGGCGCCCCCUACUGGCCGCCCUGGUCGGGGACAGUCUACUGGAGCCCUUCUGGCCAAUGGGGACCGGUAUCGCCCGGGGUUUCCUUGCUGCCAUGGAUACGGCGUGGAUGGUGCGGAACUGGGGAUUAGGCUCCACCCCUUUAGAGGUGCUGGCUGAGAGAGAGAGCGUGUACCGGCUGCUUCCGCAGACCACACCGGAGAACGUCAGUAAGAACUACAACCAGUACACCCUGGACCCUACAACACGCUACCCCAACAUCAACACACAGCUCAUCUCUCCACCUCAGGUGUGCCACCUUAUCGAUACAGAUGAAGGGCCACUUUUGGGCCUGAGCCACUUUUGGGCCUCUUCAUUAUCAAGAUUUACACAGCAAGAUUCCACAGCUCAUUCAAAUAAGCUGUUGAGCUGGUGCCAGGAGCAGACACGGGGUUACCCAGGUGUGUGUGUAACUGACCUCACCACAUCCUGGAGGAGCGGACUAGCCCUGUGCGCACUUAUACACAGAUACAGACCUGACCUCAUUGACUUCGACUCCCUGGAGGAGGGUGAAGCUGAGCUGAUUGGGCAGUUGGCCUUGGAUGCAGCCGAGCGGGAGUUUGGAAUCUCCCCCAUCAUGACAGGCCAGGAGAUGAGCGUGCUGAAGGAGACCGACUCGCUCUGCAUGGUCAUGUACCUUAGCCAGCUCCAUGACCUCCUCGAAGAAACAGCGCCAUCCAGUGAGAGUCGGAGCCCAGACGAAAGGCCUGUUCUGUUUGCUGGCACCAAGUCUCCGGUGUGUUUGCUCAACAGACUGGGACAGAGUCUGUCCCGCAAACGCAACCCCAAGGAUGAGAGCGAGAAAAAGGCUGAUGGAUCUGGGAAGAGGAGGAGGACGAGUAAGACAAGCCAGACGGAGGACGACGAGGUUCUGCCAGAUGCUGAUGGUGACGACACCCCAGUCAGCACACCCGGGUCGGAGUCAAGCAUCGCAACGGUUGUCUGUGUUAACCAAAGCAAAGUCCGAUCGAUGGCGAACCAGCUAUUGGCCAAGUUUGAAGAAAAUGCUCCUUCUGCAUCUGUGUCUGCCAUACAGAGACAGAUGUACACAGGGGGUGUGAGCGUUUUGGCUGAGCUGGUAGCCCCUCAGCUCCAGAACCAACAGAGCAACCCAAAACCCUUUCUCGACUGCAGAGAGCUGGGCUCCCAGCGGCGGGAGUUUCCUCUGAGCGUAGGCGGCAGUGACGUGUGUUAUUUCUGUGCCCGGCGUGUCUAUGUGAUGGAGAGACUGAGUGCAGAAGGGAAGUUCUUCCAUAGGAGCUGCUUCCAAUGUAACCACUGCAACACUACCCUGCGACUCUCCAACUAUGCCUACGACCAGCUUCAAGGGAGGUUCUACUGCAGGCAGCACUUCGGCUACAGACUGGCGGGACUGGCACAGAGGAAGAGGGCGGCACCAGCCGCAAGCCCUCACCCUGCACAGAUCCCUCCUGGCCCUCCGGUUGCUCCGCUCUCCUCUCCGAGGCACACACACGCACUCCCUCCCUCAGAAAGCUGCGGCUCAGCAAGCGCCUCCCCAGUCGCAGCGUGGAGGCGGGCUAAGCGGCCGUGUGGCACCCCGGAGCGCAUCGGGCUGGAGAACUGCAGCUCGAGCCCACAGGAGCAGGACAGCCUGCUGCAGGAGGUGCCGGAGGAGACGCAGGCCCAGCACAACCUCAGCGUCAGCCUGCAAGAGGAGGGCAAUGAGGAGCAGUCCAGUAGCUCAGAGUCAGAGCUAGAAGAAGAAGGGGAGGUGCUCUUGGAGACAGAGGAGGAGCCACAGGCCUGGACAAAUAGGAAAGCAGAAAUAGACAAUGGGGCGGAGCGAAAAGAGGACGAGCAGAAAAGAGAGGAGGAUGAGGAUGAACGAGGAGAUGAAGAACAUUGUAAAGAAGAAGAUGUUUCGGAAGGAGAAGUGUGGGAAUCCAGUGAUGAGGGUGAAUAUUGCCCUUGGGAGAGAGAGCAGCAUUCAGGGGUGUGGCUAGAAGAAGAAGAAGUAGAGUCUAGAGAGUGUGGAGAGCAUUCGGAUGACCCAGAAGUAAAACCUAACACAGACAGGAAGGUUAAAUCCUGUGAUGUACAACAACAGAACGUCCACAGUGAUGAGUCUCUUGUUUCAGAAAGCCCACCCACACCCCUCACAUACCCCACGCGCACCUCUCCACCCACAUCCCACCAGCCUGGGACACCAGAAAACUCUGAAUCCGAGAAGUCGGAGGUUAUUGUGGAAUUCUGGCUGAAGAGUGCGGAGAUCAGGAAAAGUCUUGGACGAACGCCAGUGCCGAGGGUUAGCAGUCCAAAGAGUCUGGACGAUUCCUCAACCCAAACGUCCAUCGCUGGAGACAUGAUCUACACCUCUGCAACACGCAUGCCAUCCAUCUCCACGGCUGCCCCUGAUUACCCCUCACACCCCUCCCAUACCAGUGAUACGAGCAGCCAUAGCUCAGGCGCACGGAGUCUGAGCACGUGCACGUGUAGCAUGCAAACGCUUUCUCUGACGGAUCUUCAGCGCUCACGUGCACGCUCGCUAAACGGCACACCCUCGUCCAGCCACAUUCGUACUCCAGACGAUGUGGGCGGGGGCGAGGUUGAAGGGGCGGGGCCUGUUCUGCAGGAGGUUGCGGAUCAUUGUUCAGUGGUCCAUAAACUUAACAUCACUCUGCAGGGACACGUGACGGAGAAGCAGGGCGGCCUGGGCUCCGGCCCCUCCUCCAACAGCACUACAACCAAUCACAACGUUCUCUCCACAGACUCUGGCCUUUUGACUCCUCCCUGCAGUCCGCCUAUGGCCAGGCAGAGGCGGGACGUUCACGGGCUCAAGCCGCCCCCAGCGGGGCAGAUGUUAGUGAGCUCCGGAUCCCACGCUGUUCCUCUCAAUGCAGGUCAGCAACAGAGGGACCGCAUUAAGACUGGCCUGGAGAGAGCUCGUAGCCUCCCUCCAGAUGAAGUGGAGGUCUUGUGUGCGGGCGACGCUAAUGAGGAGCUCCCCUCCCCUGCCACACCUGCUCAGCUGCCAAGAGGAAUCGCCACAGUGAGCAGCACACCCGGCCUCCCUGCUGAAACCCACGGCCCCGCCCCACAGCCUUCUGGGAUCGAUAAGAGUAUGCUGGAGGGCAGGGCGAUGCCACCAGAGGGCGGGGCUGAGGUCCAGCCAGGGCCAGAGGAAAAGGAGAAGAGGCGGAGCUUGCUGUUCUCGCCACGGAAGAGCAAAAAGGGUGGGAGCGUGAUCGGAGCGGUGCAGCAGGAGGCCGGCAAACACAAGUCCCUUUGGAGGAGUGUCUUCUCGGGAUAUAAGAGGGAGAAGAAGAGGAAGGAGGUGGAGGCGCAGGCCAGCGCGUCGUCAGACAGUGGAAACCUGGAGAGCAGCAGAAGAAUGCCUGGUCUCAGUGGAACAACAGACCUGGGCUUCAGGAGGAGCCUGAGCUUCUCGGAGGAGGCAGAUGUGUCUUGCACGGAGAGAUGUCCUCUCAGGAUGCAGAAAGCAGGAAGUGAGGAGGAGCUGGAUGAGAAACUGACCCGCCGGGUGCAGAGGGCAGCACGCAGGCAGGCCAAGCAGGAGGAGCUGAGGAGACUGCACCGCGCACAGAUAAUCCAGCGUCAGUUGGAGCAGGUGGAGGCGAAGCAGAGGCAGUUAGAGGAGAAAGGCAUUGCUGUGGAAAAGGCUCUCAGAGGAGAAGCCGAUUACUGGGAAGACUCUAGCGCCUCUGAUCUUGUGGACAUCCACUUGGGUGUUGAGCCUUUUCUCGGUUCCCCCCGUAGAAGACCUGUCUCCUUCUGUCCGUGUUGUUCCUCAGAAGGGAUGGGGAAGAAGGAUGACCCCAGCCUGAUGCAGCAGUGGUUUAAACUGGUCCAGGAGAAGAAUGCUCUGGUGCGCUACGAGUCAGAGCUCAUGAUAUUUGCGCAAGAGCUGGAGCUGGAGGACAGGCAGAGUCGACUGCAGCAACAGCUGAGAGAGCGCAUGGCAGUGGAUGACCAUCUGAAGGGCGAGGAGGAGCUGGCAGAGGAGAGGCGUAUUCUGGGUGCCAUGCUGGAGGUGGUGGAGCAGCGGGAUGCUCUGGUGGCCCUGCUGGAGGAGCAGAGGCUACAGGAGAGGGAGGAAGACAGCGAUCUCGAGGCAGUCAUGCUGUCCAAGGGCUUCAGCCUGUACUGGACCUAACACACAUACACAGCCCAGAGCUUUUAAGAGUGUUUGCUUAAUCUGUGCUGCACACACACACACACACACACACACACACACACGUUUUAAUCUGAGUAAUCUGUCUCCAUAUUUGACUUGGGCCCACAUACACAGCCCAGGGGUUUUAAGAGUGUUUCCUUAACCUGCGAUGCAUUAACACACACACACACACACACACACACACACACACACACACACACACACACACACACAUUUUAAUCUGAGUAAUCUGUCCCAUAUUUGACUUGGGCCAAACAAGUAGUCUAAACUAUUCUGUAUCCAAGGCUUUGGCAACCACAGUGUAAAAAUAAUGAAUCUCUGUGCAGAGAUAGACCAGCCAAGAAAAGGAACAUUGUCUCUGUAAUCUGAGGCUCAAAAAAAAAAAAAAAAACCUGGAGCAAAGCCCCUCAGUUCACUUUCUACCAAAUACCCCCCUGAUAAUGGAACUGACUUACUAUGCAUAUAUAAACAUUAAAGGAUUAUUAUAUUUAUUUUAUGAAAAUUAAAUGAUGAAUGCGGCUGUUCUUGAACCAUACUAACUGAUAAUAUCUUUGUUGACUAACCUUUAAAGGAGAUGUGUGGAAGGGAUUGAAAAGCAUUGUGCAUGUGCAGAAAUGUGUGUUUAGACUGAACUUGGGGCUGAGCCUGGUUUUGAAGUUUUUAAAUGAAACUAAUACAUGCUGAAUGCCAAUGUGUACAUAUUUUUAAACCUGGUUUGGUUUGUUUAGCUUUGCUCUGUCAGCAUACUGUCAAUAAGGUAAUGUGGAUUUGAAAACUGGUUUUAAAUCCUAAUUUAAGCAAGUACUGUUUCAGAGGAAUGUUUCAUCAUUAAUUUUUAAUCAGUGAUUACAAUUGAUGAUAACUUAAAAUGACUAAUUAAAAUUACUACAGUGAUUUA
Messenger RNA from Electrophorus electricus (electric eel), 6443 nucleotides. The record is from RefSeq and is a predicted model, not a curated record. Lineage: Eukaryota; Metazoa; Chordata; Actinopteri; Gymnotiformes; Gymnotidae.